AUGGCUCCCGCGGCGCUGCACGAGGGCUUCGACGCGGCGGGUGUGCUGCCGUGGCCGGCCGGUCGCUUCGAGACGCUGGGGAAGAUCGAGGACGCGAACCGCAACCAGGGCAGCGUGUGCCUCAUGAGGGUUGUCGGUGAGGAUGCUCUGGUGGCGGUGAAGCAGAUGCCCAACGACUGGAUCCGGGAGUCGCACCAGGCCUUCGAGGAGGUACACCCGCAUGAGACAGAGCAACCGUGGAGCGACAUCGGCUGCAACUGCUUUCUCAACAGCGUCAACUACCCUUACUGCAUGCAGCUCAUUGGCGUCUUCCGGGACCAGAAAACCACGAGCGUCGUCACGGAGUUCGCCAAUGGAGGCGAUCUCUUCAACUGGGCCUCCGAGCUGACAGAGCAGCCGGGCCUGGAGCGCGAAACCCGCGUCAAGCCCUUGGCCAAGCAGAUCUUGCACAGCGUGCACUCCCGCGAAGGCGUCGGCUCCCCACAUGUCCGGCUCAUCGACUUCGGGGCCGCGACCACCGAGCGAUUCGCGGCCCAACGUGUCACGGGCAAGCCCAGCUACCAGGCGCCGGAGAUGUUCGACGGCGAGCGCACCAGGGACGGCUUCUUGUCCGACGCCUUCUCCGCGGGCGUGGUGCUGUAUGCCAUGUGCCUCAUGGACUACCCGUGGCUCUCGACGUCGGGCGCCGACAAGUGCUUCGAGUUCGUGCAGGCGAAGGGCCUCGCCGCCUUCUUCCGGAAGCGCCGGCUGCCGAACGGCAAGCAGUCCGUGAGCGAGGUCGCGUCCCCCGAGCUGUGCGCUCUGCUGGCGGGCCUGCUCGAGGUCGACCCGUCCAAGCGCCUCACGCUCGGCGAGGACGUGUUCGGCUCCGGCCGGCGCUCCGUCUGGGACGAGCCCUGGCUGCAGUGA
This is a messenger RNA of Prorocentrum cordatum, 909 nucleotides long. The record is from the annotation of a GenBank genome assembly. Lineage: Eukaryota; Dinophyceae; Prorocentrales; Prorocentraceae.